Molecule: messenger RNA, 1602 nt
Organism: Brassica oleracea var. oleracea
Lineage: Eukaryota; Viridiplantae; Streptophyta; Magnoliopsida; Brassicales; Brassicaceae
Product: polyadenylate-binding protein RBP45C-like
Exons: 7
Coding region: 82-1311 (409 amino acids)
Cellular component (GO): cytosol
Molecular function (GO): mRNA binding
Source: RefSeq, a predicted model, not a curated record
CAGCUUUUACUCUCCCUCUUUUGCCCUUUGUCCGAAACUGCAACUGCGGCAUAUCGUCUCUUGCUUUAGGUUAUCGCCGUCAUGAUGCAGCAGCCACCUCCCGCCGCUAACGGUGCCGCCGCAGGAUCAGGUCAGAUCCCUUCGGACCAGCAAGCUUACCACCACCACCAGUCGUGGAUGAUGCAGCAGCAGCAAGGUCAGCCGCCGGCAGCAUGGAAUCCUCAGUCGGCGCCGUCUCCGGUUCAACAGUACGGCGGUGGAUCUCAGACUCCAGGAUCAGCUGGAGAGAUCAAAUCCUUGUGGAUCGGAGACUUGCAGCCAUGGAUGGACGAAGGCUACCUCAUGAGCAUCUUCUCUAUCACCGGCGAGGUUCAACAAGCUAAAGUCAUACGCAAUAAACUGACCGGGUUAACCGAAGGCUACGGGUUUAUUGAGUUUGUGUCCCAUGCUGCAGCUGAGAGGAUUCUCCAGACGUACAACGGAGCUCAGAUGCCUAACUGUGAGCAGACCUUUAGGCUGAACUGGGCUCAGCUUGGAGCUGGAGAGAGACGCCAGUCUGAUGGGCCCGAGCACACUGUUUUUGUUGGAGAUCUGGCGCCUGAUGUUACUGACUACGUGCUUACGGAAACGUUCAAGGCUGUGUAUUCCUCUGUGAAGGGAGCAAAAGUUGUGACUGAUAGGGCCACUGGACGGUCCAAGGGAUACGGGUUUGUGAAGUUUGGGGAUGAAAGUGAGCAGAUAAGGGCAAUGACUGAGAUGAAUGGUCAGUACUGCUCGUCUAGGCCUAUGCGUAUUGGUCCAGCUGCUAACAAGAAGCCUCUUACAAUGCAACAGCAACCAGGUGCAUAUCAGAACACUCAAGGAAACCCCGGAGAAGGUGAUCCAACUAACACAACGAUUUUUGUUGGAGCUUUGGAUGAAAGUGUGACAGAAGAUGUUUUGAAGUCAGUUUUUGGUCAAUUUGGUGAACUUGUUCAUGUGAAAAUACCAGCAGGAAAACGUUGCGGAUUUGUUCAAUAUGCUAUUAGGGGAUGUGCAGAGCAAGCACUCAACUCGUUGAAUGGAACACAACUUGGCGGACAAAGCAUUCGUCUUUCAUGGGGUCGCACUCCUUCCAACAAGCAGACUCAACCUGAACAAGCUCAGUAUGGUGGCGGUGGUGGUGGAUACUAUGGGUAUCCUCCUCAGGGAUAUGAAGGUUACGGAUAUGCGCCACCUCCUCAGGACCCUAACGCCUACUAUGGUGGCUACCCUGGUGCCGGCUAUGGAAACUACCAGCAGCCUGGUGGCUACCAGCAGCAUCAGCAGUGAAGCAUGAUGUGUAUGUCGUGAUCGGAGCUGAAGUUCCAGAAAGCUGUCUGUGAUGGACCACACCCUUUGGAAAAUGGUGAAUUGAGUUAUUGAAGUGGAUGUGUAUUAGCUCAUGUCUCAGAUUCUCUCCACAACUCUUGUUUUCUUUUGUUUGUUUUCUCUGGCGUGACAAUUGUGAGCGCUUUUUGUCAUUUGACCACUAUGUUUCUUGUUGUUGUUUCUGUAUUGUUUUCUUGCAUCCCCACUAUGACAGAUUCUAUAAUAGCUUGUCCUGUUUUUAAUUAUUUUCAA